AUGAAGUCAUAAAAAACAAUUAAUGAGGCUUUGUAAAAUCUUUACAAUAAUGGUCAAAAAGAUAUUGGUAUGGAGGAAUUAUACAAUCUCUUUAUUUCAGAUAAGUCAUAAGGCUUAAAAGAGCAGAAAUAGAAAGUAAAUUCUGUGUGCGGAGCUUAAAUUCAUCAUGACGAGUUGAGUUUUAAAUGUUUUGAUUGUUCUAACGAUUUCAAUCAUAUGAUUUGUAUCAAAUGCUUUGAUAUUAAAAAACAUAUAAAUCAUAAGUUUUUGCUUAAGGAUGGCGCUGGAUGUUGUGACUGCGGAGAUGAAAAUAUUAUUAAAUUAGGAAUUUGCAAUGACCACCAGGGUCAUUCUAUUAUUAAUAAAUAGGAAAUUCUUGAAUAAAUACCUGCAAUAAUCAAAGAAAACACUGAAACUUUUAUAUAAUGUCUUAAUAAUAUCUUAAAUUAACUAUACGUUGAACUUAAACCUAAUUCUACGAUCAAUCCUUAUUUUGUUAAGGUUUAUCAUAUUGCGGCUAAGUGGAAAUUAAAAAAUAUAACGGAAGCGAUCUCGCUAGAAGACUAUUAUCAAAUUUUCCACAAAGCACUUUAUUUUCACAAUCUAUUGAUUAAAUUCAUAUCUUGGUUUAUUUAAGUGAAUCAUUAGAAUCUCUUUUUAAUAACUCAUAUCUUAUCAUAAACAGAUCCUAAUUCCAAUUAAUUAAUAUUAUACAAUAUUUUUGAAAGAUAAUUAACUCUUGAAUCUUUAGGACCUUAUAAAGGGGAAAAAUUAGAAGCAAUUUUUUAUGCUUUUCAUGCUGAUGGUGAAUUCAAAAGGCUAGUACAAAUUACAUUUUUGAAGAAUUUUCAUAAUUUUCGAUCUUUUUCAAGCCUAAAUUAUAAGGCCUUUAUUGUUCUAAAAAGAAUUUAUGAGAAAUUAAACGACUAUGUUUAAGCAUAAAAUUACAUGGGUCUUUAAUUAAUGGAAGAUAAAUCAUCUGAAGAAAUUAUAUAAGUCUAAUUUGAUUAGUCAGAGAAAUAUUUUACUUUUUUAUAGUUUACCGAAUUUAUAGUUCACCACUCAUAAUUUACCUCUUAAGAGAUGAUAGAAGCCAUAUUGCAACCUAACAUUUGUUCUCCUUAUUUCUCAAACUUAACUGAGAAUCAAAAAUUAUAUUAUUAGGACCUUAAUUUUGUUUAAGAUUAUUCCCAUUUGCAUUUAAAUAUAUUAUCAUUUAGGGCUGAAUUUAUUUAUUUUAAGUAAGUCCUUAUGAAUUGCUUUAAAAAAUUAUUUGACGAUAAAUUUGAUUCCUUUUAAGAGAAGAUAAUUUCAUAAGAUGAUUAUGAGGAUUUUUAAUAAAGAUAGUUUUUCUUAACUUAAUUGCUCCAUUCCUUCUAUAACGUUAAAAGGUAAAACAGGAAAUACAAAUUAGAUAGUCUCGUUGUGUAAAAUGAUAAUUUAUAUAAUGCUGCUCUCAUUAUCAAUUUUUAAUUAAACUAAUUCUAUGUAUUUAAUAAAAUGUUCAAUGGUUUAAGAAGUUUAAUGCCCAAACUGAUUGGAAAAAGAAAUCUAUCAAGAAUAUAUUUGUAUUAAUGUUAUCUGAAAUUAAACUAAGAUGUAUAAAAUAUUGGAAAUUAUUUUGAAUAAAUUGAUAAUUUUUAUAUAGAUUAUGUAGAUUCUGAAACAACUAUCAAAGGACAACAAGAAGUAUGCGAAGCGUAUAAUUUAUUAAGCCUAAAACUCUUAAAGAGACCAAUUUUUACGAACCUAAUAUUUAUAGAAUUGCUAAUUCUCGAAUACUUUGAAGGCUAAUUUAUUGAUAAAGAAUAAUAUCUAAAGCAUUUGAUGGAAGUUCUCAGAAUGGAAAACUUAAAAGAUUUAAAACCUUUGUUUAAUAAUUUAUUAAUUGAUUCUCUUUAGAAUUUGAUUGCUCUUAAUUUUGACUAGAAAAAGAGAUUAUAAGAAGAAUAGUAAAGAAUUGAUUUCAAUUCAAGUGAGUUGGAAUCUGUUGAUCUUGCUUACAUAAAAUUCUAUCUAUUCUUAUUUGAACUAGAUGGUUUAUUGUUUUUAGAGGUUGCAUUUUAAAAAUUUAGAAUUCCUGAUAAAAAGAUCGCCUCUGAAAUUUAUAAUUCCAUGUUGUUAAGCAUAAUUUCAUCAGAAAUAGAAUUUUGGAAUGUGUUAUAAAUGGUCGAAGAAUCAUUGGAUCUAUAUCCUAAAUAGCUCAACUCUACGAUUCAUCAUAUUAUAAUAAAUUUGUUCAAUCAAUCAGCUAGUUUGAGCUUUGAUGAAAUAUAGAAACACAUAGAAUAAUUAAAAGUAAAAACUAAUUCACCAAUAGAAAAUCUUGUAUAAGAAGUAUGUUAAUUAGAUUUAAUAUCAAAAACAUUUACUUUAAAAAAAGGUAUUUAAUUAUAUCUUGAUCCUAUCGUAUUUACAAAAAGCAAUGCAGUUAAAGGAAAUAUUGUAGAAAGAUUGAUUGAUCAAAAAAAAUCGUAAAGAUUUAUGAACUUUGGAAAUUACACCCAAUAUAAGGCAGAUGAAAUCAUCAAACAUCUUUCAUCAAAUAAGGAUUCAAUAUUUUUUGACAUUUUUCACCUACUUAUUAAUGAACCUUUUAUUAAAUAAUUGAUACAGGGAAAUAGAAUAGAAUUAAUUAUAAAAAUUGUAAACAUCUUAAUUACUAAAUUAUUUGAUUAUCAUUUUAUCUAAAUAAUAAAAUAAGGUUGA
Molecule: messenger RNA, 2709 nt
Organism: Paramecium tetraurelia
Lineage: Eukaryota; Ciliophora; Oligohymenophorea; Peniculida; Parameciidae
Exons: 3
Molecular function (GO): zinc ion binding
Source: RefSeq, a predicted model, not a curated record